UUUGUUUGUUUAGAUAUUGAUAGAGUAUCAGGAUGGCACAUCAACUUCAUUUAGAGAAGGAAAAAUACAGACAGUGGGUAAAAGCUGGUUUAGGACUUGGAUAUUUAAAGGAGGGACUGGUACCAUUCUGUAAUGACAUAGCUGACCAACAACAUAAGGAUAUCUUACAAAACAUCAGGACUACAAAGUCACUACCAUCAACUGUGACGUGUGGCAGCUGUCGAGUUGAAACUCUCAAGCCAGACCAUAAGCCAGUACCUGGGAAUGCUGGAAACAAAGUUUGUCCUCUUGGGCAAGUAAAAUGCAACUGUUGCUUUAAGGGAAAAAUUGCUUGUCCGAACAACAUAUGUGGCGCCAUCUAUGAUUUUAUUGUGCAGCAUCAUUCAUCCUCACCACCUUCACCUAACUGGAAAAACAGCGAUGCUCAACAGUGGUCGACACACCCUUGGAGCAUUUGUAAGUGUUUUAUAAAUGCUCCAGGGUACGAGCAGAAACAAUCUGCUGGUGAAACUGAUUGCACUGGGUUAUUACAUCUAAUGAUAAAUAACCAGUAUUUUCAUAGCCACAUUGGAUGCAAUGUCACAGGAACAAACAACCUUUUUUCAAAGGUACGUCAGUAUAGAAAUAAUAUUUUCCACUCAAGCAGCAUGGAAUUAGAAGAAAGUGAGGCCAAUUCAUAUAUUGACGAUAUGAUAGCAGUUUUACAAGAUGGUAAAGAGCUAUUACACCGAUCAGAUGCCCAGAUAGCAGUGAAGAAACUUCAAGAUGUAAGUGUAAAUAAUGAAUUGUGUCAGUUUGAAAUCUUUAUGGAGUUAACUUAUAAUGAUUUAAGAUACAGUACAGAUAACGAGGAAUAUGCAAAAUCCUCAGAGGAUCGAGGAAUCCACUCGCAACUCCGCCAGAGUAUUUGUCCAUAAAAACGAGUGACUCCG
Ruditapes philippinarum (Manila clam) is the source of this 932-nucleotide messenger RNA. RefSeq lists its product as uncharacterized. The record is from RefSeq and is a predicted model, not a curated record. Bases 33 to 917 code for a protein of 294 amino acids. The transcript is spliced from 2 exons. NCBI's taxonomy places the organism in Eukaryota, Metazoa, Mollusca, Bivalvia, Venerida, Veneridae.